GAGAGCAGACGAUUCAAACAAAAGAAAGAGACAAGAGGAGAGGUCAUCGUAUGAGAAGAGAGAGAGAUUUCACCUUUUUUUUACAUAUUUUCUAUACGCUGGUGUCGGCAAAUACUAUUCUGACUUUCCUCCCUCCCUUCAACUAGUGGAUUAGUGGAUACUCUUUUUUUUGCCUUCUCCAGACUUUAUACUAUAGAAACAACUGGGGCAACUUCUGAAAUAAUGAGAAAAGAGGAAGUAACUGUGUGAUCUAAAUGUUGAACUAUCGGGUUGUUUUCCCAGAGUUUUGGUUGUUCAUCUCUUUCCUUUGACAUAUCUGGACGGCGUUUCCCACCAUGGCGAAGAGGUGGAACCUCAUGAUACUGGCUGAUGUCUCCUCGUACAUAGGAGGCAGAGUUCUGCAGACACCCAUGUUGAAAUAUGGUGCAGACGCUGUUGGAACAAUCUGAGGAAAUGAUGUGCUGUACCUCUCCCUCAUGGUGGUCCUGUCGACACACUGCCCUAAUGGGCAGGUUCAAUUGCCUGGGAAGGGAAAAAAUUGCAUUGAUGUCGAUGAAUGCGCUGAAGACAUAAAGCGAUGUGGAAAAAAUGCGACCUGUCACAACACAUUCGGCAGCUUCUAUUGCCAAUGUGAUGUUGGUUUCAUAUCAACAUCACAGAGUUUGAAUUUUUCAGCGGCAGAUAAUGAAGUGUGUAAAGACAUCAAUGAGUGCCUGCAAGACAAAGACAUCUGUGGACCUAAUGCCAAAUGUCACAACGCAAUUCCACAUUAUUCCUGUAGUUGUCUCAAUGGAUUUUACUCCACGAAUGGAAGCAAAAGCUUUCGCGGCAGUAAAGACAUUACCUGCCAAGAUAUUGAUGAAUGUCAAAAUGGGAAUGUUUGCGGCCAAAAUGCAACAUGCGACAACACACCAGGAAGUUAUCAAUGUGUGUGUAACAGUGGCUUCAGACUCAAAUCUGGCGGAUUUAACUUCUCUGGCAGUCAGGAGCAAUGUGAAGACAUAUGUAGCAUUGAUAAAACAAUCUGCGGAAAUGGAACCUGCCACCGUGGAGCCGACGGCCAUUUCUGUGCAUGCCACACAGGGUCCACUAACUAUGGCCACAAAGGGAAUCGCUGCACCGCGUUAAACUGUGAUGCAUUCAAAGUUUUGAAUCAUCUGCAGGAGAAACAGGAUCUCAUGGUGCAGUUGGAAAAAGGUUGUCUCAACCUCACAGGAAGCAAGGAUCCAAAAGAGCUGGGCGGAAAGGACAUAUUGGAGCGACUGUUGUCUCUGAUCGACGAGCUCUUGUCCGGCGGAGCCUUCAACGAUAACAGGAAAGUCUCCACCUUUCUGAACCUGGUGGAGAACGUUCUGAAACUCGCAGCGGCUUUCAUUGAGCCCCCCGGGACAACGAGAUCCUCCACUCACACAGAGCUGGAGCUGCUGGUAAAGAAAGGGGCUGAUUUACCCAAGGGAGCUGUGACUUUGUCAUCCAAGCAAGCUAAACUGGACCUUCAGUUGGAGACUGCUGCCGGAGAUUCUUCCUAUUACCCUGGCUUCACAACAGUGUACCUGCUGGGCUAUGCAAACCUGGAGGACUUUACCAAAGGCUUCUUUGGCAGGAUGAAACCAGAAGCGAACCACCGCUUUGAGCUCAACUCCAACGUCGUGACUGUGUCCGUCAGUAACAGAAACACGAGCCACCUCGAAGUGCCGGUCAAAUUGACUUUAUACCACCUCAAACAGACAAAUGAAUUCGACCAUACCUGUGUGUUCUGGGAUGCCUCGGAGGAAGGCGGGUCAUGGUCUACCCAAGGCUGCCAAGUGGUCGAGUCCAAGGCCGAAUACACCGUGUGUUCCUGCAACCACCUUAGCAGCUUUGCUGUGCUCAUGGCGCUCUACGACGUAGAGCAUACGUUUGAAUUGCAGCUGAUUACAUGGUUGGGUCUGUCCCUUUCACUCAUUUGCCUGUUCAUCUGCAUCCUGACGUUCUCAUUGAUUCAAUCCCUCAAAAGCCCACGAACCACCAUCCACCUGCACCUCUGCAUCAACCUCUUCAUUGCCUUCAUCAUCUUCCUCGCAGGCAUAUCUCGUACGGAGAACCGGGUUGGCUGUGCAGUGGUAGCAGGGCUGCUACACUUCUUUUUCUUGGCAGCAUUUUGCUGGAUGUGUCUGGAGGGCAUUCAGCUCUUCAGGAUGGUAGUCCUGGUCUUUAACACAAACUUCAGAACCCUCUACAUGCUGGCAGGAGGCUACGGAGUCCCAGCUGUCAUUGUUGCUAUCUCCGCCUUAGUUAACGCCAAGGGAUAUGGCACCGAGAGAUAUUGUUGGUUGGACCUGGGAUUCAUUUGGAGUUUUUUUGGCCCUGUCUGCGUCAUCAUCACUGUGAACAUCUUCUUCUUCCUCAUCACUGUGUGGAAGCUGGCAGAGAAGUUCACAAGUUUAAACCCUGACCUUGACAAUCUGCACAAAAUAAAGGUGUUCACCAUUACUGCAGUGGCGCAGCUGACUCUGUUGGGAACCAUGUGGAUCUUUGGUUGUUUCCAAUUCAAUGAAGGCACAAUAGUCACGUCUUACCUGUUCACUCUCUGUGGCAGCUUUCAGGGGGUUAUGCUCUUUGUCAUGCAUUGUCUGCUUUCCAAACAGGUGAGGGAUGAAUAUGGAAGGAUCCUGUCCAGAUCCUCGGCUCCUUGGUCGAAGAGUUACUCAAACAUCAGCAACUCGCACACCAGCAAAGCUCAUGGAUCAAAGAGCACCCAGGACACGGGAGAGUCUCGCAUCUGAGCACAAAGCGACUCCGCAGCUAAUUCUGAUGUAUGCGCCCGACUACUAACCUGCCGUUUGUGGUCAAUGCACCGGUUGGCUUCACUGCAAAAUGUUGUAAAGAGUAUCCUCCUUUAUAUUUUUUUAUACCGUUUGUUAUUGAGUUGCUACUUGUAAAUCAAGUUAUUUAAAAUAAAACAGUUGACUGUUAUAAUUUCACACAAACGAUGAAUUUCCGUCAAGAAGAGAAAUUACGUUUGACAGUUGUUAAGCUAACUCUUGAUUACACCACAUAGUGUGCUGUAAUUUCAUGCCCACAUUUGUUUUAUUUAAGUAUUUAAGAAUCAUGAUAUGUUUUGUAAUCGGGCCUGUCGUGUCGUUCAGGUACUUGAUUUAAACCAGCAGUGACAUUUCUGCGGACAAGCACUUUUUUCAGUAGAACUUUAAACUUUAAAUUGAUAUUAUCUUAAUAUGACCCGCAAAGAGAAGGACAAUCGUAUGACAAAAAAUAUUUGUGUAUAUAUUUCUAGGCAAUGCAGUGGGUAACAGAUCAAGUGACUGCUCUAAUCAGCAUGCAACACGUGUAUUACAUGUAUUGCAUUACACUAUAUGAAAAAAACGUGCUUAGUUUCAAAACUUGAAUGUUCAACAAGAACUUUUGUUGUAAGCACUGGUUUUAGCUAAAUUCUGGUUUGGUUCAUUUAUGUAUCUUGUAUUUUGAAUUUCUGAUUUACAUUUUCUGUCCUUUGCCAUUUUAAUUGUUUGAUAUUGUGUUUUCAUACUUUCAUGCCUCUCCUGCAAGCUUCAAAUGAAAAUAAAUGAGCGCCUCG
Messenger RNA from Gasterosteus aculeatus aculeatus (three-spined stickleback), 3574 nucleotides. It is a transcript of the gene adgre5a, whose product is annotated as adhesion G protein-coupled receptor E5a. Gene Ontology annotation, biological process: adenylate cyclase-activating G protein-coupled receptor signaling pathway; cell surface receptor signaling pathway. Gene Ontology annotation, cellular component: plasma membrane. The record is from RefSeq and is a predicted model, not a curated record. Gene Ontology annotation, molecular function: calcium ion binding; G protein-coupled receptor activity. Lineage: Eukaryota; Metazoa; Chordata; Actinopteri; Perciformes; Gasterosteidae.